Molecule: messenger RNA, 1503 nt
Organism: Sphenostylis stenocarpa
Lineage: Eukaryota; Viridiplantae; Streptophyta; Magnoliopsida; Fabales; Fabaceae
Source: the annotation of a GenBank genome assembly
AUGAGUAAAGAGGAAUUCUUGAAGAUACAGAAAUGUGUUCUGAAAGUGAACAUACACUGUGAUGGAUGCAAACAGAAAGUGAAGAAAAUCUUGCAGAAAAUUGAUGGUGUGUUCACAACAGAGAUCGAUGCUGAGCAAGGGAAGGUGACGGUUUCAGGGAAUGUGGACCCCAAUCUUCUCAUCAAGAAGCUUGCGAAAUCAGGAAAACAUGCAGAACUCUGGGGUGUUGCGCCUAAACCCAACAACAACAAUCACCAUAACCAGCAGAACCACCUUGCCAACCAGUUCAAGAACAUGCAAAUCGAACACCUGAAAGGUAUGGGAAACCUCAACCACAACAACAAAGGACAGAAUCCGAAGGAGGGUGGUGGUGGAAACAACCAACCCAAAGGUGGUGGUGGUGGUCAACAACAAGGACCAAAUCCCCAACAGCAACUGCAGCUGCAGCUCCAGCAGCAGCAAAGGCUUCAGCAACAGCUACAACAACUUCAGCAGAUGAAAGGGUUUCAAGAUCUGAACAUCCCUCAAUUCAAGGACCUUAAGCAUCCCUCUCACAACCCCAACCCCAAAGCUGUUAAGUUUGAUAUUCCCGAGGACGAUGAAGACUUGACUGAUGAUGAAUUGGAUGAUUAUGAUGAUGACGACGACUUCGACGAGGAUUUUGACGAUGACGAAGAUGAAAUGGAGGAGCUUCCUCCCAACAAAAUGAAACAACCACCCAUGAUGAUGAAUGUUCCCAAGGCUGCCAAUAACAUUGCUGCAGCAGCUAAUAAUGGAAAGAAAGGCUCUGGGCCUGUUCCUUUUCAAGUGAAUGGAGGAGGACAAAAAGGUGGGGGCGGUGUCAGCAGCGGCCGUGUCGGUGGUGGUGGAGGAAACAAUCCUGUUGGAGGUAACAAAAAUGGCAACAAUGGUGGUGGUAAAAAUGGAGGAGGUGCAUUGGAGGGUAAAAGCGGUGGUGGAGGUAACAAGAGUAGCAAUGGUGGUGGUGGAGGAGGAGGAGGAGGUAACAUUAACCAUAACAUGAAUGGUGGUAAAAAAGGUACUCCAAUGGGUGGAGUUGGUGUUCAACCACCUGUGAACGGUGGAUUUCGAAACAUUGGUGGUGGUGGUCCCCAUGCCAUGCCUGGUCCAAAUAUGGGCCCUAUGAACAUGCCAAUGCCUAACAUCCCAGCAGUGCAGGGACUUCCGGCCGCCUCCAUCAACGGUGGUGGGGGAUACUUUCAAGGUGGCGCACCUAAUGGCAUGGGUGGAAACCCUUUCCACCAGCAUCAACAACAGUUACAGCAUCAACAGCAGAUACAGCAGCAGAUACAGCAACAACAGCAGUUGCAGCAACAGCAAUACAUGGGUGCAAUGAUGGGAAAUGAGCGAUUCCAACCAAUGAUGUACGCGAGGCCCCCUCCUGCAGUGAAUUAUAUGUACCCUCCUUACCCCUACCCUCCUCCAGACCCUUACACCCACUUUUUCAGCGAUGAGAACACCUCUAGCUGCAACGUAAUGUGA